AUGGUGAGGCUCAGGGCGAGUCUCUGGGUUCUCUUCUUCUUCUUGUCAAUUUCGAUUCAGUUAAAGGGUUCGUUUGGAUCUGAAUCAAGUAAGGAAGCUUAUGUCACACUUUUGUAUGGAGAUGAGUUCUUAUUGGGAGUUAGGGUAUUGGGGAAAUCGAUUCGUGAAACUGGAUCCAACAAAGAUAUGGUCGCUUUGGUCUCUGAUGGUGUCUCCGAUUACUCUAAGAAGCUACUCAAGGCUGAUGGAUGGAAAGUAGAGAAGAUUAGUUUACUGGCAAAUCCAAACCAAGUUCAUCCGACAAGGUUCUGGGGUGUUUAUACAAAGCUCAAGAUCUUUAACAUGACAGAUUACAAAAAAGUUGUGUAUCUUGAUGCUGAUACUAUUGUGGUAAAGAACAUUGAGGAUCUGUUUAAGUGCUCUAAGUUUUGUGCAAACUUGAAGCAUUCCGAGAGACUCAACUCUGGUGUUAUGGUUGUUGAACCAUCUGAAGCUCUUUUUAAUGAUAUGAUGCGUAAAGUGAAGACUUUGUCGUCUUAUACUGGAGGAGAUCAAGGGUUUUUGAAUUCGUACUAUCCUGAUUUCCCAAAUGCUCGUGUUUUCGAUCCUAGUUUAACCCCUCAAGUAUUGAAAACCAGACCACUUCCUGAUAUGGAGAGGCUUUCGACAUUAUACAACGCUGAUGUUGGUCUUUAUAUGCUUGCUAAUAAGUGGAUGGUCGAUGACAGUAAACUUCACGUUAUUCACUACACUCUAGGUCCUCUUAAGCCUUGGGACUGGUGGACAGCGUGGCUUGUGAAACCUGUUGAUGCUUGGCAGAACAUUAGGGUAAAGCUUGAGGAAACUCUUCCUGGCACUGGAGGUGGCAAAAACCAGAGCGAUGAAGUCUUAGUCAGAUUACUUUUCUUGUUACCUCUUUGUGCACUUUUGUUCUGCAUUUACCGAUCCAUUCAGGGUCCUGAGGGUUCGUUGUGCAGGAGCUCGUUGUGCAAUCAGAUUAAAUAUCUUUAUUACAGAGGUAGAUCUAAUGGAACACUUGGUUAUAGUGAUGUAUCUACAUUGUCGACCAUGAAUCCCAGCUAUCAACUUCACAGUGGCAACGCACACUCCAAGGUUCCUCAACACUUAGGCGCAGUUUCAGUUGUAGUCUGUUUUACUGCUGUUCUUAUAUCCAUUGGAGUUUCAUUUGUGAUUGUGCCGAGGCAAAUUAUGCCAUGGACUGGCUUGAUCUUGGUAUAUGAAUGGACUUUUACAAUGUUCUUUCUUUUGUUUGGUUGCUUCUUGCUUUUGGUGCAUCAACAUGGCAAGAAAGUCACAAUUCAUACAGAACCGUCGUCCUUGGAUGAUUCCAGUAAAGGUCAUCAGCGAGGAGGUGUGUCUUGUGACGUGACCACAUUGUAUUAUGGAUUAGGGAUGGUUUUUCUCGCUGUUGCUGCUGUUUCUUUGCCUUACAUUUUAGGGAUCACCGCUUUAUUUACGAGGUUGGGUCUAAUGGUGGGUGUAGCCAUAAUUCUAGCUGCCUUCAUGACUUAUGCUUCAGAGCAUCUUGCGAUCAGAUGGUUCUUGAAAGGUCUAGAAGACCGUCGUGACACUUCGAGAUCAAAAUCCAUCUGCUGA
This is a messenger RNA of Arabis nemorensis, 1617 nucleotides long. The record is from the annotation of a GenBank genome assembly. Lineage: Eukaryota; Viridiplantae; Streptophyta; Magnoliopsida; Brassicales; Brassicaceae.